Seriola dumerili (greater amberjack) is the source of this 1604-nucleotide messenger RNA. It is a transcript of the gene otol1a, whose product is annotated as inner ear-specific collagen-like. The transcript is spliced from 5 exons. The record is from RefSeq and is a predicted model, not a curated record. Gene Ontology annotation, molecular function: protein binding. Lineage: Eukaryota; Metazoa; Chordata; Actinopteri; Carangiformes; Carangidae. The coding region runs from base 93 to 1604 and encodes 503 amino acids.
UGAAGGUAAGCUGCAUCAAUCACUAGCUGGAGGGGAUGGAGUGAAAAGUCAACACCAUCAACAUAAGCAGAUCAUUGUGCCAAGCCUUCAGCAUGCCAUCCCUUCGCCUUAUCUUCCUCUCCGCCCUCCUUGUGGUCCUGAUGGCCGUGCUGACCUCCAGUGCCAGAGCAACACGCUGGCCCAAACCUCAGAGCACCAAGAAGCCCCCCCGAGCUGGGAGCGGCGGCGGAGGUGGAGGAUUUGUACGAACCACCACCACGACCGCGCACCCUCCCAGCAGCCUGCACACAGAUGAGACGACUGAGGUUAUGAUGGACGCUUACUCCUCGUCCCCAACAGACAGCACCACCUACUCCAGCGACACUUACCCCACUGCGUUCCUCACGGAUCCCAUGGCGCCCCCUGGGAACACCCCUGGAAACUAUACCCUCGACUACAAUGAAUGUUUCUUCAACUUCUGUGAGUGCUGUCCACCAGAGAGAGGCCCCGUAGGACCCAGGGGAGAGAGAGGGCCACCAGGACAGUCAGGAGAGAGGGGCCCUCCAGGGUUGCCAGGAGAAAAGGGAGAAACAGGUCCAAGAGGACUUCCAGGACCAGCUGGACUACCUGGAGCCAAUGGGCUCAAUGGCGACAUAGGUGAAAAAGGUGAUCAAGGAUCUGUGGGUCUUCCUGGUAUCCCCGGGGUCCCAGGAAAACCAGGAGAAAAAGGUGAUCCAGGCCCCAGAGGAGAGAAGGGUGAACGUGGCUUCAGUGGUUUGAAAGGGGACCUGGGAGAGAGAGGCGAGCCUGGCCUGAAUGGGACUAAGGGCAGCACUGGGCGAGAUGGGCCUAUGGGUCCCCCAGGGAUAGUUGGGACAAAGGGUCAGAAAGGUGAACAAGGACUUCCAGGCGAGUGUUUACCGGGUGAGAAAGGAGAGAAAGGGGAUGUGGGUGAAGGUGGGCCCCCUGGUCUGAGAGGCGAGAUGGGCCCACCAGGAAUGAAUGGAACUGAUGGUAGAAAGGGAGAGAGAGGAGAGCAAGGGCCUUCAGGAGGGAAGGGGGAUACUGGGGUGAGAGGGCUGCCAGGAUCUGCAGGUUUGAGGGGUAUGGCAGGGCUGAGAGGGGAGAGGGGGCCUAAAGGUGGGCGUGGGCCUCGGGGGCCUAAAGGCUCGCCAGGUGAAAGUGUGGAGCAGGUUCGCUCUGCCUUCAGUGUGGGCUUGUUCCCCAGCAGGUCCUUCCCUCCACCCGGUGUACCUGUGAAGUUUGAUAAGGUGUUUUACAAUGGGGAGGGGCACUGGGACCCAUCACUCAACAAGUUCAAUGUCACCUACCCGGGGGUUUACUUAUUCACUUACCACAUCACUGUUCGCAACCGGCCUGUGCGUGCUGCCCUGGUGGUUAAUGGGAUGCGGAAGCUGCGAACUCGGGAUUCUCUGUACGGCCAAGACAUCGAUCAGGCGUCCAACCUCGCGCUGCUGCAGCUGAAUGACGGCGACCAGGUGUGGCUGGAGACGCUGAGAGACUGGAAUGGAAUUUACUCCAGCAGUGAGGAUGACAGCACUUUUUCUGGCUUCUUGCUUUACCCAGGCUCAAACAACAAACCUACUGGUAUAGAAAACCUUUGA